GAAUAAAAACAUAAAUAAACAAACACGAAAAUUAAUAACAAAUCUAUUUAGAAUUAAAUAAUAUUAACAAAGUGGCUGAAAAAGUGCGUUUCAUUGAAAGAGCAAACGAGAAAAAUAAAUAUUAAAAAAUUAAUGAAAAAUAAAUUAAUAAAAAAAAUAAAUAAAAAAAAUAAAUUAAAUAAAUAAAACACUAUUGUACCUCAAGCAUAUUGUGCAAUUGUUUAUAAACAAAUUGAAAAAUAGCAUUUGCGUUUUUUAUUUCAAUUUCAUUGUAGUGCGUGUGUGUGUAUAUAUAUUUAUUAAUGGUGUAAUAUAUUUAGCAUUUAUCAUAUGCAGUCUGCGUGUAUCUAAUUUUUGUGCAGCCACUGGUACAUACAUAUGUAUGUAUAUUUAGCGCACAAAACGCACAGCAAAAAAGAAUAUUAAAACGAUUUAGAGCACACAUUUAAUUGUUUAACAAAAAAAAAAAGAAAUAAUUUUGAAUGAGACAAAGCAUAGUACUCGUUACCUUUAACUGCAUUUUAAAUGAAAAUUUUGUAAAAAUAAAACCAAAAAAAGGAACGAUUAUUGCCACAACCCGCAAGCAAAACAAUCAAAAUAUAUCGCCAAUUACAAGAAUAAAAAAUCGAUAGUUAAAAUGCCUGGGAAAGAUUUAUUCACGCGCUGUCAACCGAUACAGCUAUACAUUGUAUUGUCAAUGUCGAUAGCAUAUUUCAUCGUACAAUUGGUACUCAGUCACAUAACACAUGCAUUAACAUUAUUAAUGGCAUCCUAUCAUAUGUUAUGUAACAUAUUCGCGCUCACCGGUUGCAUAGUAACAAUUAAGCAUAGCAAAAAACAUGAUGAAAACCCUUAUGAGCAAUAUAUCAGUUCAACCUACGCUGGCAGUGAGAGCAAUUUAUCCAACGGCCCAAAUAAGGACAAAAUCAUUGUAGUAAAUAUGUCUGGCGCACCUUCGCCUUCAGCUACUCGUCAUCGCCGUGAAAUGAAAUUACGCAACACAUUUGGUUGGACACGUAUCGAUAUACUGACCAUGUUGAUCGUCUUCAUCAUACUUGCAUCGCUAUCGUUUUCAUUGGUUGUGGAGGCGUUACAGACACUCGUGCACAUCGAUCAUCAAGACACAAUGCACUUGCCAGUUAUUGUAAUGAUACUCGGCUUUGCUGGUCUAAUUUUAAAUGGUUUGACAUAUUUACUGAUCGGUGGUUAUACAAUGCAUCAGGGUAGCUUUUUACAUGUGACACCUAGUGGUGAUGUGGUCUUGGAACGUGUAUUAUCACCGAGCGAGGAAUUAAAAGCCGACGAACGACAGUUGUCCAAACCAAGUAACGAGAAUAUUGAAGCUGAUCGACAAUUAAAGGAUGAUCUCAAAGCCGAAAUUGGACAAUUACACUACGUGCCAAGGCGGCAAGGUGCCGUGGAGAUGUUACGUGAUGUCUCGAGCACAAUAUUUGUAAUAGUCUGCGCUUUUAUAGUGAACAUGGCUGAAGAUGAGCAGCAUACUGCCAAAUUUAUCGAUCCUGUGCUGUCGCUUUUUUCCUGCGUUUUAUUGGUAUCGCUGAGUUAUCCAUACAUGAAACAAUCUUGUCUCAUACUCUUACAAACUAUACCUGGCUCAAUUAAUAUGGAAGAUUUCGAACGUACGUUGGUCAUGAAAUUCCCCGAAAUUGUCAGUUAUCACGAUCUGCAUAUUUGGCAAUUGUCGGCACAUAAAUCAGUAGCCACCGUACAUAUAAUGUUCCAGAACCCACGACUCUAUACAAAAAUCAUUGCUGAUGUACGCGCUUAUUUUCAGGAUCGUGGCAUUACUGAGGUGACAAUACAGCCAGAAUUUCAAAAUGCUAAAUCACCGUCCGUAGAGUGCUUAGUGCAGUGUAGUGCCAGCGAUUGUGUGGAUAAGGUAUGUUGUAAGGAUUCACGCACAGAUCUGCGUGAGAUAAUCUGCACAUCACCAAAUGGUAAAAACGAUGGGCAUUUACAUAAACCUGACAAUUGCGAAAAUAAAGUGAGACAAGCUGAACCAAUUUACAUUAAAGAUGCUGUUAAUAACAAGACUGAGCAAAUAGAACAAGAGCAAGAAAUGCAUAGAGUGGAAGAGGUUGCGGAAAAUAUAAAUGAGGAUGUAGCGUUGAAAGAUGAUCAAAUCGAAACAACGACCGCUAAAAUGCCGAUCGAAGUUCAUACAAUUGAUAAAAAGGAACAAAUUACUCUUAAUGAAGGCGAAAAAGGAAAAACAAUUAGUGAUAUUAGUUGAUUGUUUUCCAUUUUUCUAACUGUGAAGCUACAUUCAAGCUGAUUUAAACCAAAUAUUACAUUUUUUAUAACUGCAUAGUUCAUAAACAAUUUCAGGAUGUUAGCAUAAGUUAAUUUUAUAGUCUUGAUACUGUAUUGAAGAAAUUAAAAUUUACUUGUAGUACAUGAAAAACCCCAAAAAGGUUUUGAGUUCGUUAAGCUGAAUAAGUACAAGAAAAAUAAUUUAAUUUUAAGCUUUUAAUACUAAUGGUCAAUGAGAGACGUUGUGCUUGUCAUACCUAUAUGUUGAAAUUAUUUUCGUAUUAAAUAACAUUUAUACCUACAAAAGUAUGUAUACUAAAGUUGUCAAAAGCACGACUUGUAAACGACACAAACAAAUAAAAUUUAAGAAAACAUUACCAAAAA
Molecule: messenger RNA, 2658 nt
Organism: Ceratitis capitata (Mediterranean fruit fly)
Lineage: Eukaryota; Metazoa; Arthropoda; Insecta; Diptera; Tephritidae
Gene: ZnT77C
Product: zinc transporter 1
Exons: 4
Coding region: 638-2254 (538 amino acids)
Biological process (GO): intracellular zinc ion homeostasis; detoxification of zinc ion; zinc ion transmembrane transport
Cellular component (GO): membrane
Molecular function (GO): zinc ion transmembrane transporter activity
Source: RefSeq, a predicted model, not a curated record